AUGGGAAAAUCGAAAAUCGCCUUAUGGCGAGAAAUGGAACAAUUUAAACGACAAAUGCUUUUGAAUCCCGGUUACGAACUUUCAGAGACUCAGGCACCGAGUUACAACCCUAUGUCUAUGUUUGAAUACCCACCAGACGAUGAAAACAUUAUGACCGUCGUCUUGCAUAAUUGCACCAUGGACCCUUCACCGGCUCCAGCAUCUCGAAAGUGUCGACGAAUCCGUAUCCGUUCUCCUGGACCUAUCGUUAAGGCCAUACCUGCGAAAGUCAGUCCUGCUGAAGCCAAGAAUGAAAGGACCAUCGGGUACCAGAGAAAACUGGAGGCUUUGGCCAACAAAUGGGCAAAGUUCUCAAAAACAUGUGUACCAAUUACCUUGUUUUUGUUGGUGAGCAAGGUGGCUUGCCAUCCACCGAGAUUGUUUCUCCAGUUGCAUUCGAUUGCCAUUGUGGUAGUGAAAAAGUACUUCUGA
This is a messenger RNA of Mucor mucedo, 471 nucleotides long. RefSeq lists its product as uncharacterized. NCBI's taxonomy places the organism in Eukaryota, Fungi, Mucoromycota, Mucoromycetes, Mucorales, Mucoraceae. The transcript is spliced from 2 exons. The record is from RefSeq and is a predicted model, not a curated record. Bases 1 to 471 code for a protein of 156 amino acids.